Cuscuta epithymum is the source of this 2273-nucleotide messenger RNA. NCBI's taxonomy places the organism in Eukaryota, Viridiplantae, Streptophyta, Magnoliopsida, Solanales, Convolvulaceae. The record is from the annotation of a GenBank genome assembly.
UGAUUUAAAAAAAGUUCUAUUCUAGAUAAAUGUAUGUGAUUACUUGAAAGAGGAGAAGACAUGAUUAAAAAAAGAGGGGAAGACAUAGCCCAGUGGUAUAGAAGUUCAACAUACAAUAAUGGUGUGUAAUUAGAAUCUGUAUAGGCCAUGUUUGUUAAAUGACGUUUCAGUCAAUUUUUGGCUGGUUUGACCGAAUUCAGCGUUUUCUGUCGGUCAAAACGCUAAAUUUAGGUGUUUGGUAGAUGGCGUUUUCAUCCAGCUUUUUCAUCUGAAUCGCUAAAAAACGAAAAGCUGCAAAGUGCAGCGUUUAAGAUCAGCGGGUUCUACACACGCAAUUAAUUUUCGAUCUUACCCUCCCUUUUCUCCACUUUCGCACCUUACCGUUCUUCUUCAGGUAAAUUAUCCCAAGCUUCUGCAGACCUUCCCUCUUUUAAACAAAAUCUCUUCCUUACCUUUUCUCACCCAGAUACAACGCCGACUCCUCCCCUGGCAGAUGGGUUGAUCCGACCCGAGAAAGAUCAUCUUCUCCGCCAAGAUGCGCCUGACUUUGAUGCUCAUGGAAGAGCUCUGUGAAUACUCUGUGCGGGCCAUUCUUACUGUCGUUGUGGUGUUUGAGUUCUAAUAGUAGGAAUUUGAAGAGAAAAAUGGAAUGAACAUCAAGACAUGAGUGAGAUUUCUUUCACACCGAGCACUCUAGAUUGCCAAAAAGCCACCACGUGAGGAGCCAGGUGGUGAUGUUGUCGGGCGAUCUAUGGAACCAACUGUCAAAUCCUGGAAACCUGAGAGGGGCACUUAACCACAGCUGCAAAGGAAAAUUUGCUCGUGAUCGGCUUGGAGGUAAACCACACCGAUCAUACUAUGUGCAUGAACCCGACACAACUUGAUGCUAGAGUGCAGGCGCUCCUUGAAGCCACCCGUGCUCUAGAGGUUUUGGCUCAAGGGUUCCAUAGGUUGAUGCCGCAAGAAGAGAUGCACAAGAAAUCGAGCCACGCCACUCCUGUGGACAUGGAGACGUCCUCUGGACCACAUGAAGGGAAACAUACCAGCACUGACGGAUCACACAAGGAUCGGAGCAUGUGUCCUGAUGAGUUGACCAAUCACAGCAACCGAGAAGGAGGGCCAACCAACAACACUCUCCAUGCGAAGAAGAGAUCAAUUCUUCUCACCGCUCCCAUCGACCGAGUGGUUCAGUAUGGACAAAACACUAUAUAUCAUGUUACCUUUCAUCUAUGUUAAUGAUUGGGUAUGAAGAUGUCAUAUGAUACAAAGGAUACAUUGCUACGCUAGACGGCUCAUCUCGGUUAUGGUACAAUAUUAUACAUUGCUUGACAGAAGCAUGGCAUAUAUGGCCAAGCAUUUCCUCCUGAGGGUUUCUAACUCUCGGGAUGUUAAGAAGAAUUGUAGCCAUCUGUUCAACCUGAAGCAGGAAAGAAGGAAGCUUUGUCAGGUUUUUGAAAAGGUGGAGAACCGAGUCCAUUAGGGUUCAAGUCCUUGACGAUAAGACCAUAGUGACCAUGUUGAUCAAUUUCACCUUCUCGGGUGAGCUCCAUAAGGAUUUCUUAGGAAAUCCACCCAAUAUGUACGAGGAUUCCUUAGCCACUAAGCUAUUUAUGACGAUGGGCGGCGAUAUGGCAUACUUACGACAAACCUUUAUGAAAGUUUUAAUAAUGUGUUAAAGGAAUGUCACACUUUACCUAUCACCUCACUCAUAACCGUGACGUUCAAUAAAGUCGUCAAUCUCUUUGUGGAUCGACAUAACAUUGGACUUAUGUGGCAGCAAACUAGUUUCUUAUAUCCACAAAACAUUUGGAAGGAGGUUCUAAAGCGGUCUCUACGUAGGAAACACAAUAAUGUUAUCGUGCACAACCAGAUUUAGUGUGUGGCCUUACGUGGACAUGAACCAGUCAAGGUGGAACUGUUGCAUUGCGAAUGUGACCACUGGAAGCAAAUGAGAUGUCAUGUGUUCACGCAUAUCCAUUUGUCAUUUCAUCGGAACGUACGCUACAAAUAUUAUACUGACUCAUGAUGUUAGUGUCAUGCCAGAUAAUGUCUACAUAACUACAUUACCGCCCAAGAACUGUAGAUUCGCUCCAAGUGAUGGACUGCAAAGAACAAGAUAUCAAAAUGAAAUGGUUUUGCAUCGAAUGAGGAGAGAGCAAGAGUAGUUAUUUCUGUUUGAAUUAAUAAUAUGUGUUUUACUUUUAUCUGUAUUAGAUUUGUCUACUUAAAGUUUAUAUUGCCAUUCAUAUCUACAUAUUGGGCCUUUAAUCAGA